Messenger RNA from Hypoxylon trugodes, 1227 nucleotides. RefSeq lists its product as uncharacterized. Bases 252 to 1112 code for a protein of 286 amino acids. NCBI's taxonomy places the organism in Eukaryota, Fungi, Ascomycota, Sordariomycetes, Xylariales, Hypoxylaceae. Gene Ontology annotation, molecular function: RNA binding. The transcript is spliced from 3 exons. The record is from RefSeq and is a predicted model, not a curated record.
CAGGCUUGUGACAAUUGACAGUACCUAGGUAGUCAAGUAGUGAGGUUAACGAGAAGGUGCGCGUUGACGAGUGCUUUUUAAGUUAGGCCUCUAAUCAUUACAAUAACUACUUCUACAUAUAAACCCAUUUUCAUACUUUUCUCCUAAAUUUAAUUCAAGAAUUCAUUGAGAUACCUCGUAUCGAAUCUAACGCAUCACCUUCAACAUUCUUAUAUUUCACUACCCCUCAGUCUACCAAUCUUCUGAUCAUCAUGGCUUCCAAUUUGACAGUUCUGGUUAAGAACAUCAGCGCCGAUACUGACGACAAGGAGGUUAAGGAUUUCUUCAGUUUCUGUGGAAAGAUCACAGAAAUCAAGAUCACCCCCGGCGAAAACAACACCAAAGAUGCCAGCGUGACAUUUGAGAAAGAAACCGCCGCCAAGACCGCGCAACUACUGAACAACACGCAACUUAAGGGGUCGCAAAUAUCCGUAGCGCCUGCCGAUGGCAAAUCCGACGACGGUACUCCGCACACGACCAACACCGACCGUGACACCGACGAGAUCACUCAGGAGGAGAAGCCUAGAAGCCGUAUUCUAGCCGAGUACCUGGCACACGGGUAUGUCGUCGGCGAUGCUACCCUGCAGCGCGCCAUCGAGCUCGACCAUAAACACGGCGUUACCAACCGCUUCAUGAACACCUUGGUGAAUCUCGAUCAGAAGUACCACGCUACCGAGCGCGCUAAGGCGACCGAUCAAUCGUACGGUAUCACGAACCGUGCGAACAGUAUCUUUAGUGGUCUGAGCUCGUACUUCGAGAAGGCGACGAGUUCGCCUACUGGCAAGAAGUUGGUCAAGUUCUACACUGAUGGCCAGCGUCAAGUCCAGGAUAUCCAUGCCGAGGCUCGCCGCCUGGCCGAUCUAAAGAAGGAGGAACAUGGUGGAAGUGCGUACAAGGCUUCAGGACUUGAGAGAGUGUUCGGUAAGGAGAAGGGACAGGCUGCCCAACCCGCCGCGUCUGGCGAUUCCUCGUCGGUUCCCGCACCUGGACCUAAGGCUGGCACAGAGGAGUCUACCCCUCUCGCAACCACAGGUGCCAUUCCUGCGAAAGAGCCCGGAAAUGAGAAGGUAUAGGUUGAUGAAAUGGUAUCGGUUUAAUGACUUAUGGAUUUUUAUGAUUCGGGGUUGAGUGCCGUGAAGCUUUACAAGUAUUAGGUACCCACAUUAAUGCGAUUUGAUUGUUACGUUA